AUGGGCAAGGAUCUCACGGCAGACCACAAGGCCAUCGCUAAGCAGCACGCAGCGCGCGGCGCUGACGAUGGGGCCGUCAGGAGCUGCAUUAGCGGCAAAGACGCCAAGAUGACGGCCGCGUCGCUGCCCGCGGUAUCGCGCGCCGUUCCCAACAGCUACAGUGGAGAAUUCAAGGUACACGUGUCGAAGGACUACAUGAAGUUCAAUGCUGCGCACUUCAUCGCGUUCAAGGUGGGUGCCUGUAUUUUUGUUGUCGUUGAGCGCUAUGGUGCCGGUCUCGAUGACGAAAGGAGUGGCGUGUGUUUCCAGGGAUUCCGAGAGAAGCUGCAUGGCCACAACUACCGGCUGGCCGUCACUAUCACCGGCCAAGUUGGCUCGGAUGGCUACGUUGUCGACUUUGGCGAGAUCAAGAAGGUCUCGCGCGCGAUUUGCAAGGGCCUGAACGAGUCGUUCCUGGUGCCGAUGAACAGCGACGUCCUCAAGAUUUCGUUCGAUGAUGCGAAUGUCCACAUCCUCACGGAAGACCUGGCGAGGUUCAGCUUCCCCAAGGCAGACUGCGCGUUGCUGCCGAUCGCACACUCGUCUGCAGAGGAGCUCACCCUUUACAUCGAACGUGGCGUGCGCAAGCUCGAGGUGUCCAUCGCGGAGGCCGACAACCAGUUCGCCUCGUACGAACGCACCAUCACAGCGUAG
This is a messenger RNA of Phytophthora sojae, 693 nucleotides long. RefSeq lists its product as hypothetical. The transcript is spliced from 4 exons. The record is from RefSeq and is a predicted model, not a curated record. Lineage: Eukaryota; Oomycota; Peronosporomycetes; Peronosporales; Peronosporaceae. Bases 1 to 693 code for a protein of 230 amino acids.